Messenger RNA from Oryctolagus cuniculus (rabbit), 7339 nucleotides. NCBI's taxonomy places the organism in Eukaryota, Metazoa, Chordata, Mammalia, Lagomorpha, Leporidae. The record is from RefSeq and is a predicted model, not a curated record.
GUUUUCCAAGAUGUGAUUUUGGUUGUUUUAGAUCUAACGUGUUUUAUACAUUGUCCUGUGUCUUUCAGUCUCUUGUUUCUUUUUCCUGUUGUCUUUCUGGAGACUCUCAUGUUUGUUCAGAAGGUCACACAUUUUAAUACUUCUAAUUGCAUUCUUUUGAUGUGUUUAAAUGUUUUCUCCAUUUCUUAUAGUUCCUGUAAACUGAUGCAGACCUGAAUGGUUGAUUAAGGCACAGAGCAAAAAAAUUCACUCUAGGGCUAUUCUUUUUUUUUUUUUUUUUUUAAGGGAAAUGUUUAUUGUUGGGUGGGGGAAGCCCGAUGGGCACCAGGGAGAGGGCAAGAGAGAGAUAAAUCAGUAGAGAGUCUUUAGGGCUUUUCUUAGGGUGCUUAUAAACUAAUGGAGCAGGCUGGCAUGUAAUUAAGCAAAUAAAUGCAUUAUCACAAAUAGGUGAGAGUCUGGAAGUAAACUGCAGUGUUGUUUUCUCUUUGAGAGUAGGAUCAGGUGUAUUCUUACAAAGUAUAAGUUGUAUUUUUUAGCCAUGUUGAAAAGGAAAUUGAGUAGGAAAAGCAUUUUUGUUUCUUAACUGCUUAGGAAAGUGAGUAUGAAAUGGAGAAAGUGUUUGUUUGGUUUUGGUUUUUAAAAGAUUUACUUAUUUGAGAAGCAGAGUUACAGACUGAGAGAGGGAGAGACAGGGGGAGAAAUCUUCCAUCUGCUGAUUCACUCCCCAAAUGGCCGCAAAGGCUGGAGCUGGGCCAAUCUAAAGCCAGGGGCCAGGAGCUUCUUCCCGGUCUCUCAGUGGGUGCAGGGGUCCAAGCACUUGGGCCAUCCUCCCUCUGCUUUCCCAGGUGCAUUAGCAGGGAGCUGGAUCAGAAGAGAAGCAGCCAGGAGACAAUCCAGGGCCCCUAUGGGAUGCCCGCUAUGUCACUGCGGUGGCCCCCUGUUUUGUGUCUUAACCUCUAUGCAAAACACCUGCUCUGGAGGUAUUUUUUUUUUCCGAGUGAGUAUCCACUGAAGGUGAUAUGGCCCUCCAGGUUGUACUCCAACAAAGCACUCGGACCACUAGGAGUAGUAGAAAGACUGGUAGUUAAUAGAGUGAUGUGUUCCUGUACCUGAUGGGAUUUUGUGUGUGUACAUUGGGUGUUCUGUUGCUAGAUGUUUAGGUUCAUAUUGAUCCCAUUUGAGGUGAGGAGCAACUUGGCCUGUGGGACAGAUCUAUGGUUAGUGAGUUCCAGGGGAGUAUGCUCCCUGCAUUGGGCCUUAUGGGAGCAGGGCAAGAUUGAAAAGUUAGGAACAAAACCAAAAGAUAGCUCAAGGCCUGUGUCAUGAUAGAGAUUUAUUUGUUGGAUUAGAAAUUGAAAAAUAGUUGUUUGAGGACAUCAUUAUGUCUUUCAGUAAAACCAGUUAUGUGGGACCUGUUAGGGAAAUCGUUCCUUUCCUAGGGUUUGGCAUUGUAUAUUUUAAGAAGUGAAAUAAGUGUGUUGGCUACUACAAGUUGAGAAUUCACGAAUCAGAAAUCCAGAAUCUAAAAUGUCUGAACUCUUUUUUUUUUUUUUUUUUUAAUUUGAAAGGGAGAGAGAGACAGACACAGACAGACAACACUUCUACCCGUUGGUUUACUUCCUAAAUGCCUGUGACAGCCACAGGCUGAAGUGAGGAGCUGAAAACUGAAUUCCUGACUCCUACAUGAGUGGCAGGGACCCCAGGACUUGAGCCAUCACCUGCUGCCUCCCAGGGUGUAAUUAUUAAGAAGUUGGAGUCAGGAGCAGAGCCUGCCAGGCACACCGCAUUUGAGAUGUUGGCAUCAUAAGUGGCAUCUUCCUGUGCCAGAUGCCUGCCUCUGAAAUCAGAAACUUUUUUUUAUUUGUUUUUCUUUGGAAAUCAAACUUUUUGAGCACUGACAUGACACUCAAAAACAUUCAGAUUUGGAAGCGUUUGAGAUUUCAGGUUAGGGGUGGUCAACCAGUAAAGUCUAUACUAAUAAUCCAAGGUUCCCCCACACCCACCCCCAAAUUGAGAAAAUGGGAACGUUUAUGGUCCCAAGUAUUCUGGAUACAGGAUACUCAACUUGUACUAAUAAUGUCUAAUUGACGGGAAUACGGAAUGUUGUAGGAAGGCUUUGUUUUGUGGAGCUGUGUGAUUCUGUUUUAUAUUUUGGGCAUUGUUCAGGCAAGAGAUUCCCCAGGUUUUUAUUUUCACCUUGACAGAGAAAAUUUUUAGGUAAUGGGCCAUUAAGUCUAGAAUAGUCAUGGAGAUGGGGCAGUGUAUUGAGCAGGGCAUCCAGUGCUAAUGUGAGUGCCUGAAGGUUGGCCAUGUGUGGCCGUGGUGGCCAUUCUUUCUGGCUGAGGGAUGGAGAGCCGCAGCUCUCCUCUGAGCUCUAUCAUGUAUGAUGGUAAAUACUACCCCUUACUUGUGGUGUGAACGCCUAUUCCUGUUCCUGCUGUUAGCCCCAAGGGGUUUGGGGUAGACAUCUGCUGGCACCCUGGCAUCUGGCAAGGGACUGAGGAUGGGGUGAGCUACCACCUCUUGAAGGUGAAAUACACCAGGCUGCCCAUGUUUGCUGAGGCCCUAGUAGUCCUGUGAUGCUUGUGGGAUGCUGUUAGGAUGCCCUAAAGCACAGUGGGAGCUAGAUUUGGAGGGUCACAGGCCCUGGGUCUGUGGGACCCUGUCUAGGAGAGUCCGAUAUGUGGCCAUUUUUUAAAAAAUUAAUUUAUUUGAAAGGCAGAGUUACAGAGAGGCAGAGACAGAGUGUGAGAGACGUUGAAAUUCCAUCCGUUGGUUCAUUCCCCAAAUGGCCGCAAUGGCUGGAGCUGUGCUGAUCCAAAGCCAGGAGCCAGGAGCUUCUUCCAGGUCUCCCACGUGGGUGCAGGGAUCCAAGGACUUGGGUUAUCCUUCACUGCUUUCCCAGGCCAUUAGUAGGGAGCUAGAUUGGAAGUGGAGCAGCCAGGACCUGAACUGGCACCCGGCCCCUCUAAAUGUUUGUGAAAUAGGUAAUCAGCCCCUUUAUUCCCCUUUUGUUCUCUUUUAAGUAAAGUAUUUGGAAUGGCUUGGAUCUCUAGGUGCCUAAAGUAUUUUUUCCUUUACCUUUGGACGUUCACCUCACAAGCUCCUGGUGGUUCUGAGUGGCGUCCAUUUGUGAUUCUUAUGGGGUAGUGUCGUAGGGCAGCACACGCAAGGGGAGGCAGCAACACAGUGACAGUAGAUUCUGGCCACAUUGCUGUCAGUAAGAUGACUGUCAUCCUCCCGGUGAAGGCUGGGAACUCUGGUGACCUCCGUAGGUACUCUCCCCAGCUCCGUGGACCAUCAGAAUGCAGGCUCGUCCUCAUCUAUGCCUUUGACCCUUAGUGAAGGCUUCACAGUGUGAUCUGUGUCCCUGUGACCAGCGUGGGAAGUGGUAGCAGCUUGGCUGUCGCCCUUCUUGCCCUGUUCAGGCUGGCAGUUGGCGGGCCCUGAGAGCGCUUGGGUUUCCCGAGUUAGGGAGGGGCGUUUCGUAACACUGGACAGUUACACCAGGCUGCAGUGCCCAGCAGUGUGGAAGGACUCGGCAGCCAUCGAUCCUUCCCCAGUGGUGUCGACCGCAGGGGCGGGCCAAGUGGUAAACCCAGAGCACUCCAGAGGGGUUUUAUUGGUCCUUGUGGCUAUAACCACACAACUGCUUGCUGUGCCAAUUCUGUGACCCUGUUUCAGUCUGGAUUUUCCAUCUUGUAGUUCACUCCCCAAAUGGCUGUAAUGGCCAGGGCUGGGCCAGGCUGAAGCCAGAGGCCAGGAACUUCUUCUGUGUCUCCCAAGUGGGUGGCAGGGACUCGAAAACUUAGGCCAUCUUUUACUGCUUGCCCGGGCACAAUAGCAGGAAGCUGCUUUGGAAGUAAAGCAGCUGUAUCUUGAACUGGCGCUCAUACGGGAGGCUAGGACUGCAGGCAGUGGCUUAACCCUCUGUGCCACAGUGCCAGCCCCUAGAUUGAACUUUGAUCAUGUUGAGAGGUACAGGUUAAGUAUUCCUAAUCUGAAAAUCUGAAAAUUUUUGAGCACUGACAUCAAGCUUAAAAAAGUUUUAGAUUUCUGAGCAUUCCAAAUUUUGGAGUUUUAGAUUAGGGGUGCUGAAGUGGUAAAGUCUGUGCCAAUAUUCCAAAAUCAAGAAAACUCCAAAAUCUGAAACAUUUCUAGGCGCAAACCUUUUGGAGAAGGGUUCUUCAACCUGUGACAACAAGCUGUGAGGCGUUAGAGACAAACUUCACUGCAUUCAAGACCUCAUUCCCACUCCCUAAACUGAAUAAUGUUGGGCUAAUUAUGAGUGUUCUCUUAAUCUAGUUGUUUUUUCAGUGUUAAAUAGAAAUAAUGGAAUCUACUGUGAAGGGUUGUUAUAAUUAAAUGAGCUUAUGUACUAUCUCUUAAACCUGACAUACACUGGUUGUCAGUAAAUAGCAGUUGGCGUUGCUAAUACUGUUACAGAGAGUACAGUUUUCAGUGUCUUUUACAUAGAUUAUUGAUAAGUAAUACUUGUUGAUUGAUAGAAACAGGUCUCCAUUAACCCUGAACAAAGAGGAAUGGAGGUUGCCACUUCCUUUGUGGAUUCCUAAGCUGUCCGGAGAUCUUGUAAUCAAGGAAGAGACUGGGCACGUUGCACCAUCACCCUCACAGGAUGGCGGCUGUUGAUUUGACUCAUGGUCUUCUUUACAGGGACCCAGUGAGCCUUCUUGAACAAGAGAGAGCAGCAGAACGGAUGUUGGCUGACUGCUUCACAGAUUGUUACCAGGAGUCAGUGACCUUUGAUGAUGUGGCUGUGGACUUCACCCAGGAAGAGUGGACUUUACUGGACCCAGUUCAGAGAAAUCUGUACAAAGAUGUGAUGCUGGAAAAUUAUGAGAAUCUGGCCACUGUAGGAUGUCAGCUCAUGAAACCCAGGCUGAUUUCUUGGUUGGAACAAGAAGAGUCAAAGACAGUGCAAAGAGGUCAAAGAGGUCUCCAAGAAUGGAAAGUGCAGCUUAAUGCUGGAGGGUUGGCACACCAGGAGGCUACACUGAAGGGACACACCCCCAGUGGGAUGCAAGUGACAAGAAACCACAGUGGAGGAGAACUCUGUGACCCUAAGCAGUGUGGGAAAUUCUGCAAUGAACACUCUGGACUUGAGACACACAUGAGAAUGCAGUGUACAGGGAACACUUCUGAAUGUGAUCAGUGUGGAAUAGACUUCCUUCCUCUACACAGGAAAACCUCUUCUCAAGAGGUUUUGAAUCCAUGUGGAGAAACCCUCAGCCUAACCCCAAAUCUCACAUACCAGAAAAUAUGUACUCAGGACAAACCCUUCGAGUGCAACGACUGUGGGAAAGCCUUUGUGAGCCUGUCACACCUUCAGGCACACAGCAGAACUCACAGUGGAGAAAACCUCUAUGAAUGGAAGCACUGUGGAAAAGAUUUCAUUCACUCCACAGCCCUUGCUGCGCGUUUACAAACUCCCAAUGCCGAAAAGCCCUUCCAGUGUAAGGAAUGUGGGAAAGGCUUCAGAUACUCUGCAUACCUUAACAUCCACCUGGGAAGCCACACUGGAGGCAACCCCUAUGAGUGUGAGGAGUGUGGGCAAACCUUCACUAGGUCUUGUCAGCUGACUCAGCAUAGAAAAUCUCAUACUGGAGAGAAACCUUACAAAUGUAAGGAAUGUGGCAAAGCUUUCACUGUGUCCUCAUGCUUGAGCCAACAUUUGAAAGCUCACACUGGAGAUAAGCCCUGUGAAUGCAAAGAAUGUGGCACAGGCUUCCCUAGAUCUCAACUUACUGAACACCUACAAACUCACACCACAGAGAAGCCUUUUGAAUGUGAAGUCUGUGGAAAAUCCUUUAGAAAUUCCUCUUGCCUGAAUGAUCACUUUCGAAUUCACACUGGAAUAAAACCCUACAAAUGUAAGGACUGUGGGAAAGCCUUCAUUCAGAACUCAGACUUGACAAAGCAUGUACGAAUCCACAGUGGAGAGAAGCCAUAUGAGUGUAAGGAUUGUGGGAAAGCCUUUGCGAGGUCCUCUCGCCUUAGUGAACAUGUGAGAACUCACACUGGAGAAAAGCCCUUUGAAUGUGUCAAGUGUGGGAAAGCCUUUGCAAUUUCCUCAAAUCUGAGUGGACAUUUGAGAAUUCACACUGGAGAGAAGCCCUUUGAGUGCAAGGAAUGUGGGAAGGCAUUCACACAUUCCUCCAGUCUGAAUAAUCACAUGCGGACUCACAGUGCCAAAAAGCCAUACACAUGUUUGGAAUGUGGGAAGGCCUUCAAGUUUCCCACGUGUGUUAACCUUCACAUGCGAAUUCACACAGGGGAAAAACCCUAUGAAUGUAAACAAUGUGGGAAAGCCUUUAGAUAUUCUAAUUCAUUUCAGUUGCAUGAAAGAACUCACACUGGGGAGAAACCUUAUGAAUGUAAAGAGUGCGGUAAAGCAUUCAGUUCUCCAAGUUCCUUUCAAAAUCACGAAAGAAGGCAUGCAGAAGAGAAACUGUCAAUAUAAGGAAAAGCCUAAAGGUGUUGUGUCCUCAUUCACUUUGGAAGAUAUGAAAUAAGUCAGUGGGGGAGAAAUCUGAUCAAUGUUAAGGAAUGUGUAACCAUCUUCAUCACUAAUCUCAGGGCUUAAUGAGCACGUAAGAGUUUACUGUGAAGAUGAUCAUAUAUCAGUAGAGAAUGUGAAAAGAUUUCACAAAAUCCUCAAUACUUACAUGUCAGAAAUCUCACUGUAGAGAAGUCCUAUGAAUGUAGAGAAAGUGGGAAAUCUUGAAUCAGACAUUAAUGUGCAUAUCAGGAUACUUCAGAAGUUCAUGGAAAAAAUGAAAUUAAAAGAUAAGUAUAUUUUGGUGCAGAUUAUUUUGGAAAUCUAUGCAGAGUUUUUUCGUAAUAUGUGUUUCCCAUGAACUUUUGAAGAUACCUUGUAUGUGAAUUCCCUUUGGAGAGAAAAUCUUAUAAUUUGAAAGACCUUCCCCUGCCUUCUUCACCAGCAUUAAUUUUUUGAAACCUUAAUGUCUAGGUCCUCACAAUAUAACUGCAUUUGGAAUAAGAUAUUUAAAAAUGUGAUCAGCUUUAAGUGAGGAGAUUAGGGUCAAUCCCUAAGUCAACACCAUUUGUGUCUCUGAUAGACACAUGGAAAAAAACCUGUAAGGUCACUGGAAGAUGACCAUCUGCAAACCAAGGACAGAGGCCUGUAGUAGAUCCGUCUAUGAGGGUAGUUCAGAAAGUUCAUGGAAAAUGGAAUUAGAAGGUAAGAUGAUUCCAUGCAUACCCAUGUUAUGGCCUCCAGGGAAACCAGCCCUAACCACACCUUGAUAAUGGGCUUUCAGCGUUCAAAAUUUUGAGACAAUAAAUUUUUCUUGCUUAA